UUUGAGAAUACAAUGAUAUCCAAGGUCCAAGUAGUGGGUGCUUCCAUGUCAACAUUUACACGCACCAUUCGUAUGGCUCUGGAAUAUGUCAAGGUCCCUUACGAACAAAUCUCUGCCUUCCCACACAGUGAAGAAAUCAAGCAAUACAAUGCGUUUGGUAAACUACCGGCAUUAUUGAUUCCUGGAAGACCAAAACCCAUGGUAGAAACAUUGGUGAUGCGUACUUUUAUUGAUGCGACUUAUGGCAAUGACAAGACAAGAUUGACACCUUUAGACCUGGAAUCUCAACUCAAUGUCAAUUUUUGGAUAAGUAGUGUGAGUGAUCAUGUCUUCAAGAAUUUAAUCUUUGGUGUAGCCAAACCACGCGAAAUGAUGGAAAAAAGGAACGAAUCGGAAGAGGCUAUUCAAGAACGGUUGAGCAAGUCGAUGCCCCUGGCUUUACGUACCCUUGCUCACCUCAACGAUGAAUACAUGAACUCAGAAGGUCCUUAUCUCUGUGGCGAUCAAAUAACAUGGGCUGAUCUUUAUUUGUAUCCUUGUAUGGCCGAUAUGUUUUCUCUACCUGAAACUCAACAAUUCAAGCAAGUGGCUCCCAAGAUUUGGAUUUGGUAUCAACAUUUUGAACAAUUGGAUUUAGCCAAGAAUACUUAUUCUGGUUCCGUGGCUCAACAACGUGCAUCUUUGUAAUUUCAGUAUUAUUAUUUUUUUUUUUUUUUACUUUAGUAGUAGAUCUAUGUAUUCUUUUUUUUAUUUUAUUUUUUUUUAUUAAUCAUGAAGAAAUAAAUGUGAUGAUGAUAUAUAUAUAUUAUUUUU
Halteromyces radiatus is the source of this 813-nucleotide messenger RNA. RefSeq lists its product as uncharacterized. The record is from RefSeq and is a predicted model, not a curated record. The coding region runs from base 13 to 687 and encodes 224 amino acids. The transcript has a single exon. Lineage: Eukaryota; Fungi; Mucoromycota; Mucoromycetes; Mucorales; Cunninghamellaceae. Gene Ontology annotation, cellular component: cytoplasm.